GAAAGAAGCAAGUUUUGCGAGAAGCACAGAAGGAGAGAGCUGGCAGUACAAUGACAGUUUUCCUUUCCUUUGCUUUCCUCGCUGCCAUUCUGACUCACAUAGGGUGCAGCAACCAGCGCCGAGGUCCAGAAAACGGUGGGAGAAGAUAUAACCGGAUUCAACAUGGGCAGUGUGCCUACACUUUCAUUCUUCCAGAACACGACGGGAAUUGUCGUGAGAGUGCGACAGACCAGUACAGCACAAACGCUCUGCAGAGAGAUGCUCCACACGUGGAACCGGAUUUCUCUUCCCAGAAACUUCAACAUCUGGAGCAUGUGAUGGAAAAUUAUACUCAGUGGCUGCAAAAAAUUGAGAAUUACAUUGUGGAAAAUAUGAAGUCGGAGAUGGCCCAGAUACAGCAGAAUGCAGUCCAGAACCACACAGCCACCAUGCUUGAGAUAGGAACCAGCCUUCUCUCUCAGACUGCAGAACAGACCAGAAAGCUGACAGAUGUUGAGACCCAGGUACUAAACCAAACUUCUCGACUUGAAAUACAACUGCUAGAGAAUUCAUUAUCCACAUACAAGCUAGAGAAGCAGCUUCUUCAACAGACAAAUGAAAUCCUAAAGAUUCAUGAGAAAAACAGUUUAUUAGAACAUAAAAUCUUAGAAAUGGAGGGAAAGCACAAGGAAGAGUUGGACACCUUGAAAGAAGAGAGAGAGAAUCUUCAAGUCUUGGUUACUCGCCAAACAUACAUUAUCCAGGAACUGGAGAAACAACUGAACAGAGCCACCAGCAAUAACAGUGUCCUUCAGAAGCAGCAGCUGGAGCUGAUGGACACUGUGCACAACCUUGUCAGCCUUUGCGCUAAAGAAGGUGUUUUACUAAAGGGAGGAAAAAAAGAGGAAGAGAAACCAUUUAGAGACUGUGCAGAUGUAUAUCAAGCUGGUUUUAAUAAAAGUGGAAUCUACACUAUUUAUAUUAAUAAUAUGCCAGAGCCCAAAAAGGUAUUUUGCAAUAUGGAUCUUAAUGGGGGCGGUUGGACUGUAAUACAACAUCGUGAAGAUGGAAGUCUGGAUUUCCAAAGAGGUUGGAAAGAAUAUAAAAUGGGUUUUGGAAAUCCCUCUGGCGAGUACUGGCUGGGGAAUGAGUUUAUUUUUGCCAUAACCAGCCAGAGGCAGUACACACUGAGAAUCGAGCUGAUGGACUGGGAGGGAAACCGAGCCUACUCGCAAUAUGACCGGUUCCACAUAGGAAAUGAAAAGCAGAACUACAGGUUGUAUUUAAAGGGUCACACUGGGACAGCAGGAAAACAGAGCAGCCUGAUCUUGCACGGUGCUGAUUUCAGCACUAAAGAUGCAGAUAAUGACAACUGUAUGUGCAAAUGUGCCCUCAUGCUAACAGGAGGCUGGUGGUUUGAUGCUUGCGGCCCAUCCAAUCUAAAUGGAAUGUUCUAUACUGCUGGACAAAACCAUGGAAAACUGAAUGGGAUAAAGUGGCACUACUUCAAAGGGCCCAGUUACUCCUUACGUUCCACGACUAUGAUGAUUCGACCUUUGGACUUUUGAAGGCAAAAUGUGGAAAACAGUCAUAAAAGCAACAAAGAAAUCUGAGGAAGCUACCAGACAAGAAACUGCGUGAAAACCUUUGAAGCAAACAAUACUGUCUCCCUUCCAGCCACAGUGGCAUUGAUGUGAAGUCACCAAGGUUCAUGACUGCGGAUUUGGAGCCCUUAGAGUUCACAAAAGUCUCUAGAUGGGAUUAAUCAUGUUCAUAAGGCUUGACUAUGGAGAAUGCCACUCACCGUCAUGUUUUAAAAAGGGAAGAAACUCCUCAGUUCACUGUGCUUCAAACUACUACUGGAUCUUGUUUUUAGAACUAUGGUAGCCAGAUGAUAAAUAUGGUUAAUUUUAUAUAAAAACUGAAGAAGA
This is a messenger RNA of Suricata suricatta (meerkat), 1910 nucleotides long. Its product is annotated as angiopoietin-1. The record is from RefSeq and is a predicted model, not a curated record. Gene Ontology annotation, molecular function: receptor tyrosine kinase binding. The transcript is spliced from 9 exons. Gene Ontology annotation, biological process: angiogenesis; Tie signaling pathway. Lineage: Eukaryota; Metazoa; Chordata; Mammalia; Carnivora; Herpestidae. Bases 51 to 1547 code for a protein of 498 amino acids.